This is a messenger RNA of Scleropages formosus (Asian bonytongue), 3844 nucleotides long. It is a transcript of the gene arhgef19, whose product is annotated as Rho guanine nucleotide exchange factor (GEF) 19. Gene Ontology annotation, molecular function: protein binding; guanyl-nucleotide exchange factor activity. NCBI's taxonomy places the organism in Eukaryota, Metazoa, Chordata, Actinopteri, Osteoglossiformes, Osteoglossidae. Bases 618 to 3374 code for a protein of 918 amino acids. The record is from RefSeq and is a predicted model, not a curated record. The transcript is spliced from 16 exons. Gene Ontology annotation, biological process: activation of GTPase activity; regulation of actin cytoskeleton organization.
UCCGCACACACACACGCACGCGCACACACACACACACACACACACACACACAGAGCAGUGCUACCGUCCUCCCCGGCAGCUGCUGUCUUCGCCCUGCUGGCUGAUGGCAGGUGACACAGACAAAACUGGUAAAUCAGUGUUAGAGGCGGAGGUGUAGACUUGCUCAAAGGGUAAGACUUUUCUUCCUGGCAACGUUAAGCAGCAGCCAAGAAAGAAAAAAAGUUAAAACGGGGGGAAGAGAGAAAGGGAGAAAGGAGAGUGAGGUAAAGAGCCAAAGAAGGACCUGCAUUGUCGGUGGCCAGCCCAGACAGGGGUUUCAUUUAGCUGUGUGUGUGCGUGUGUGUGUGUGUGCGUGUGGAGGAGGAGGAGGGGUUGGGAGGCACGGACUCUCGUCGUGGCGCCGGGAGCCCGGCUCUCCUCUCUGACCGGCAGCCCGGGGAGCCUGGUCACGGCGGGACCGUCAGCAGCCCGCGGCGGUCGCACAAGCGGGGAGGGAACCGCCAUGGAUGCACUAGUGCAGCCGAACCGUCCCGUCGCCUGGAUUCCUGCGCCGCUGCCGGACCCCGUCCCGCUCAGGCGAAGCCGUUCCCUGUGAGGUUUCGUGGUUCUUCCCAAUCAUGAUCCCUGGAUGUGGAUUUCCUCCUCCUCUCCUUGACUUUCAGCCCCAUCUGCACACCUUCCACUGUGGAGGAGAGAGCUGCGACAUGUGGAUCCCAAGCUCACCCGAGUCCCAGGCUUUGACUGAGGCAUGGAAAGACAGGCCCUUCCCACGACAGGGGAGCCACCCUGUCGCCGUGUGCCAACAGGAGACGUUGGCCUUCAUCGGGUUGCACCAGCCUGGCGCCGAAGGCCCGGGCUCCCUCCCGCUGAACAGACACAGCCUAACCCCCUCGCCGGACCCCUGGCAUCGGACAUGGGCGGGUAGCGAGAACACGUCUGCAGCUACCAACACGUGCCACCUGGAUGAAGCACAAGAUCCAGUGGGCCGAAGGUGGCCCAAGAUCCUUGAGCUGAGUCAGUCUGACCUCCAAGAGGUUGGGAGAGACACUGUACCGGUUGCCUCGCAACCCCCUUCACCACCAAUCUCCACCGACUCCUCUAGUCCCCCGUCCGCUCUGGGAGAAGGCGAGUCACUUUCCUACGAGCGCUCCCGCUCCCGGGACUCUGGGCUACGCAGCCCAGACCUGUGUCCGCAGCGACGGACCUCGCAGGGCUCCCUCAAGGAGAAAUCCAUACGGCGUAAGAUCCGGGUGUAUUCCCCCGAGAGCUUAAACGACGAGCUGUUGAGCGGCCCCAGCCUGGAGUGCGAAUACCUCUUCCCCAGACCCUCUGUGGAGGAGGAAUUGGGGUUUCUCAUACCUCCCUGCACUAUCCCUCCAACAGGGGGGGGCAGAGAGCCGCAGCACAGCUCCCCCUCAGCUCUGCCCUUGUCCAGCAGAGGCCGGGCGACUCCGGCCGAGGGCCCCUCGGCGGGAGGCGCGCCUUACCGUCCCGCCGACCAGGAGCGCCGCAGGUUCUCGGCAUCCGAGCUCAUCUCAAGGCUCCAGCUGUCCCAGAGGAAGAGCUCCUUCGCCCUCAAGCUGGGCAAGUCCCUGUCGGCGCGCGCGGCCCCUCGCGACCGGCCGCCCGUCCACGGUGUCGCCCCCAACAAGCCUCACGGUAGAGACCACAGCUCGGGAGGUUCCGGUGACGGCGCCCCCCACGGCCCCACGGGAGCCGCACCGCCGGUGCCCCCUGGUGAGAAGACGGCGCAUAGAGGGAGCUCCAGGCCGAGCGGGAGGAAGGACUCUGUCGACGAGGACACGGGUUCGCCUGCUGGUUCCGGCUCCAAACGCCUCUCGCGGUUCCUGCCCAGCCUGUUGCUCUACCAGGAGUACAGCGAUGUGGCCAUCAACAGAGAAAUCCAGCGACAGCAAGGGCCCGAACCGGGAGGAGAAGAGGAGGGCCUCGGGGAAGCCACUCCACCCGAAAACUUGUCUCCGACCAGCUCGUUCCGCUCAUCGCGGGGUUCGGCCUUCUCCUUGUGGCAGGACAUCCCAGACGUCCGGUCCAGCGGCAUGCUGGACUCCUUCAGCAACGAGGAGCGAAAGUUGCAGGAGGCUAAAUUUGAGCUGGUGACGUCGGAAGCGUCCUACAUGCGCAGCUUGGCCAUUGCCGUGGACCAUUUUAUGCUGUCUCGCGAGCUAGGCGAGUGCCUCGGGGCCCAGGAGAGGCAGUGGCUCUUCUCCAAGCUGCCUGACGUGAAGGACGUCGGUGAGAGGUUUCUGCAGGACCUAGAGCAGCGCCUAGAGGAGGACAUCCUGCGCUUCGACGUGUGCGACAUCGUGCUUGCCCACUGCCCGGCCCUCCGCAGGGUCUACCUGCCCUAUGUCACCAACCAGGCCUACCAGGAGCAGACAUACCAGCGCCUCCUACAGGAGAAUCCGCGCUUCUCCAGCAUCCUGGCUCGUCUGGAGGAGCAUCCCAUUUGUCAGCGGCUCCCUCUCACCUCCUUCCUCAUCCUUCCCUUCCAGAGGAUCACGCGGCUCAAGAUGCUGGUGGAGAAUAUUUUGAAAAGAACCACCCCUGGCUCUCGAGAUGAAGACACUGCUACCAAGGCUUUUAAUGAGCUGAAAAAGAUCAUAAAAGAGUGUAACUCCAGUGUUCAGUCAAUGAAGAGAACGGAAGAACUCAUCCAUCUGAAUAAGAAAAUCCACUUUGAGGGCAAGAUUUUCCCCCUAAUCUCACAGUCCCGAUGGCUUGUGAAACACGGCGAACUGUGUGAAGUGGACACACAGACUAUGAGUAUUUCCGGGUCAAAGCUCAAGUUGCCGACACGGCCGGUCUACCUACACCUCUUCAACGAUUGCCUUUUGCUGUCAAAGAAGAAAGACACCUGGAAGUUUGUAGUGUUUGUACAUGCCAAGAUUGGAGAGCUGAAGGUGAAAGACAUUAGCCAGAAGCUGCAGGGCAUCUCAGGGUACAUCUUCCACUUGCAGCUCUGUGAGGGUCAGCUGCUGAAGCACCAGAUCCUGCUGAAGGCUCGCACCGAGAGUGAGAAACAGCGGUGGAUCACAGCCAUGGUGCCCUCAGAUCCUGAGAUGAGUGGAGACCAGAUCAUUGAGAACGGAGAUCUCUCUCAAGUUCAGUGUAUGAAGAGCUACCAGGCUGUCGAGCAUGAUGAACUUACGCUUGAGAAGGCUGACGUUCUGCAAGUGAAGAAUAUCACCAGUGAUGGGUGGGUUGAGGGGAUCCGGUUGUCUGAUGGUGAGCGGGGCUGGUUCCCCAAGACCUACGUGGAGGAGAUCACAAGUCGCAGUGCCCGGAUGCGUAACCUCAGAGAGAAAAACCGUAUCAAGUGUGCCACUCAGAAGCUGGAGGAAGAGUUUCUUUGAGGACUGCUUACGCUCUCAAAUGCUGUUGCCCUGUGAUGGCAGAGCAGUGCAAUCGCAAAGCAUUUGGUUGGUGCCUUCAAACUGAGAUAGCCUGCAUCUUUGACUUUUUGCAUGCCUGCUUCACAGAUUGCCUUCAUUUUCACAUCUGCAUUGACCAACGUGGAGAGUCAAUAUCACAGGCCCAAAGAUUACCGCUGCAUGGACCCUGUUGGUUGCUUCUUCACUCAGUCUUAUGAGAUUCAGCAAUAACUUUGUAUAUCUGAUACUCGUUCAUCAUACUUAUGAUCUUCACAGACUGAGAGGCUGAAGCACAGAAAAAGUGUUAACUGUUAAUCUUAUUAAUUUAAGCGUUUUCCCACAGAGGCGCGGUCCGUUUUAGAUCUGGGUUUUAAUUUUGGGUUGUAAUUAAUUAAUUAAAAUAUGCAAGAUUAACUGAUGCCAGGAGCAAUCAAAAUCAAUGUAAUAAUUUA